Aspergillus costaricaensis CBS 115574 is the source of this 420-nucleotide messenger RNA. RefSeq lists its product as uncharacterized. The record is from RefSeq and is a predicted model, not a curated record. The transcript has a single exon. Lineage: Eukaryota; Fungi; Ascomycota; Eurotiomycetes; Eurotiales; Aspergillaceae. The coding region runs from base 235 to 393 and encodes 52 amino acids.
AGGCUCUUGAUUUCUUUUGAGGUCUCGCUUGUAGCAACCGGAUAAUACGUCGAGGAUGCCUUUAAACAACCUGCUGAUCUUGCAGAGGUAAGUAGCCAUUCCGCUGUAAAUGGACCUUCGGAGGCUCGCUUGAAGGAAGUGCCUAAGCAAGGGGCCCUAUGGCAAUGGAACAUUGAUCUGACCGCUUGAACAGGACUUGGAUGACUAUAGUCAGUACUGGUAGUAGUUCCUUCCAUGUCGCAGGCGUCGCACAUCUACCGCAGCAUGAAGCACAUAUUGGCGGUUUUUUCGGUUAUAUUUUGUUUUUCUUCCUGGCUAGAACUCCCUUAUCCCUACUCUUCAUCCUAUAUGUUUUUCUACCAGUGGACAGCAAAGGAAACGGGGAGGCAAUGACAACAUGGAUGGAAUCGCGUGCCUACG